This is a messenger RNA of Sporothrix brasiliensis 5110, 1026 nucleotides long. RefSeq lists its product as uncharacterized. The transcript is spliced from 2 exons. The coding region runs from base 1 to 1026 and encodes 341 amino acids. The record is from RefSeq and is a predicted model, not a curated record. NCBI's taxonomy places the organism in Eukaryota, Fungi, Ascomycota, Sordariomycetes, Ophiostomatales, Ophiostomataceae.
AUGUUCAGCCUAGAGCGGCAGCUGCCACCCGCCGUGCGAGCUUACAACGGUUACGCGCCGACGAUUGCAGCGGGUCCGCCCUCGCGUCAGUAUGCGGCGGGCCCUUCCCAUCCAAAUGUGCGUCCUGCUGGGGCGGCAACGCAUCCUCUGGUCGAGAAGUCGUCUGGCUACCCUGUGCACUCUGCGGGCGAGUAUGAGGGUUCCGGGCGGGCGAACAUGCGACCGGUAGCCAUGGCCCCACCGCCUAGAGAGCGCGUUGUUGUUGACGAGUUUGAUCGGGAAUACUAUGAACCGGCCCCGCCGCCUCGUCCGCAGCAGCCCGUAAUGGAAUCAGUCACUUACGACCCGAACUUGGCCUAUGAACGUCCAGCUUCACGUCUACACCAAGAACUCCGGUACGAGGACCGCUAUGGCUCUCAGGCACCGCAGCCUGUCUACGACGAUGAAGAGAUUGUCUAUCGGAGAACGUCGCCGAUGUUUGCUAGAAGGGUUGUCACGCAACCGGAAUAUGUAACCCGCGAAUAUGCGGACUACCCGCGGCGUGAAUUCUCAGCACGUCCUCCCCCCUCACAGUAUCCAGUUGCGGCUGAGAGGGGCUAUAUUGUGGAGGGGGCAGCGCCGGUCCCAGGCUACGUAACCAGGGCGUCUACGGUGCGGCCUCCCGAGGCUGCUCGGUACGAAGCACCGCCGCCGGGCCGAUAUGUGGAAAGGGUAGGUAGUGUUCGGCCGCCAGAUGCUGCCGUUUACCAAGGGUAUGCCGGCGGCCCAGAGGAUGGGCCUCGCAUCUAUGGUGGACCGGCACGGGGUGUGCCGGAAGGUGGCGCUUAUAUUGAUGACCGCCGUGGCCCUCAUGAAGUAGUCCGGGAAUACAGCAUUCGUCCCGAGUCUCAUGUCGUUGUGCAUAGAGAGUACAGUGCGCGGCCUAGGCCGGCGUCGGCGUACUACACGGAGCAAGCCCCGUACGCGAUGGGUGGCCCGCCUGCUCAAGAGUAUGCUUACUCAGACGAACGGGCUGCAUACCAGUGA